AUAAAAGACGAGAAAAAACUUAAAAAUAAAAUAAUCUUACUUCCGCGUAAUUUAUCAAGAAACUGUUCAAUUAAUGGUGGUGUGUAUAAAUGGUUAGGCUGGUCGGUUGUUCCUCAAUCCCCCCCCCCCUCUCUUCCCCCAAUUAUAAGCAUAAGUAGAACAAUAUAGAUAAAACAUAUAAUGCUAGUCAAAACCUAGUAAAUCAUUCAUUUCGACGGAUAUAUGAUACAGGCUUGAGGCCCCUUGAAAUCAUAACACGGAAAACACUUUUCCUGAGGUCCCUAAAGGUCUGGGACUGUUAGUUUUUUAACUGGUACGCCAUUGCUUUGUGUGUGAGACUCAAAAACGAAAAAUGAUAGUGAAGUUUUAUAAACAUUAUAUUUACUUACAAUCGAAUUUCAUUCUAUACGUAUAAUUUUCCCAAAACGUAUUUUUUUUAAUUCGAGCGUCAUCUUUCUUAAUAUUUGCUUAUUUCAUAGUUGAAAGUUCUAUUCAUGAUAGUAAAAGAAUCUUCUUUUUUCGUUAUAGUAAAAUCCUUAAAACAGAACAAAAAUGUUUUAAAACUGCACGUUGAAGAACCCCUGUGGUUAAUAAUUGGUUAGUUUUUGGUUGUUGUUUGGCUAGAAGUCCGAUCGCACUAAGAUGCUUGUAAAUAUUAUCAAACAUCUUCAGACUUCUCCAGACUUUAUCAAACUUCUUCAGACUUCUUCAGAGUUCUUCAAACUUCUUCAAACUUCUUCAAACUUCUUCAGACUUCUUCAAACUUCUUCAGAGUUCUUCAAACUUCUUCAGAGUUCUUCAAACUUCUUCAGACUUCUUCAAACCUUUUCGAACUUCUUCAGACUUCUUCAAACUUCUUCAGACUUCUUCAAACUUCUUCAGACUUCUUCAAACUUCUUCAGAGUUCUUCAAACUUCUUCAGACUUCUUCAAACCUUUUCGAACUUCUUCAGACUUCUUCAAACUUCUUAAGACUUAUUCAGACUUCUUCAAACUUCUUCACACUUCUUCACACUUCUUGAGACUUCUACAGACUUCUUCAGACUUCUUCAGUAAUCUUCCAAAGAAUGGGAGAAAUCAAAUAGCCUUUUAGCUAAUUUCCUUCUGCCUGCCUUCUCUCUUUGCGACAGGUUUUUUGUCGCAUCGCAUUGUGUCUAGUCUUUAAAUUGAUUCGGUUAAUGGUAAUAUCUGUCAAAAAAUAAUUUACUUUGUAUCUAGCGACUCGUUAUUUAUUUAAUCUAAGGAAAUUUUAUCUAUUUUUGUGGGUCGAUAAGCAAGCUUUUCUAGCGUCAAUCACAUUUGUCGUUAAGUAAACAUGCGCUGCUUUUGGGGGGUAUGGGGUGCCACAGCACCGUAGAAAACCGGAAAAUUUAGGAAACACUGCUAUUUCCUAAAUUAAUAGGAAUUCGGAAUUUUAGGAUAUAUUUGUUUAACCAACACCCACUUCCCCUUCCCCAAAAAUUAUUCAACUUCCACGGCGCCCCUGUACGUGUUUGUGAAGUGACGUUGGGAAUGAGCCACCUGUUCUCGAUCCUGCGAUUAAAAAAUCCAGCGAAACAACAGAUACUUCACACUAUAUGCUGUGUCUAAUGCACGUGCAGAUGUAGAUCAGUUAAGAAUCCGGCUACACAGAAAUCUCAGAGUUACCAUUCGAUUUUGGUAGCAGAAAGUUAUUCGUCUACAGGAAAGCAGUCACAGCACAGGGAUAAAACUGAGGGUAGCAAGAGAAGUAAAGUGUACUUGGAGAGCUUCUUUACCGUUGUUGUGUCACGAUUUCGCUGUUAUCAAUUUGAAUUUUGCUUAUUUGAUAUGACCAAAUCGAGUUAUUUGGGAAAACGGCAUAAUCGUGGGGAAGUUCCAUCUGGUGAUAACGAAAUCAGUGUUACUUGCAAUUAAAGACUUGCCGAUUGCCUAAAAGCCAUUCAAUACUGAUAAACUGCAAUGUGAGAAAGCAAGAUUUCUCUCACAAACAUGAACGGAUCAACAGUUUAUGAACCAAUCAACAAGCACUGGACUGAUUUCCAGACGGGUAUUUCAGUGUUCGUGUUACUAUCGAUUGAUGGCGGUGCAAUUUUGCUGAAUCUUCUUGUCACGUUGAUCGUUCUAAUUGAGCCAUCGCUGAGGGAGAAAGUCGACUGCAUGCUGAUCUGCAACCUCGCCUUGUCCGACCAACUGGUAGCCAUAACAACCGUUCCAUUUACCAUCCAUGUAUUGCUUCACAAGGAGCAUCCUCUAACAGAAUCUUAUUCUACCUUUGUGGGGUUUGCAAAUUUUACUUUCUGCAUUGCAUCUAUUAUGACGUUGAUGCUCUUAGUGGUGGACCAGAUGUGUCUCAUCAAGUGGCCAUUACGUUAUCAGCAAUUCCGCACUCCCAAAGCUGCAAUUUUUGCAAACCUGCUCGUUUGGAUACACAGCAUAGCUUGUGCUUUGCCACCGAUGUUCGGUCUUAGCUCGUACAAUUGCUUUAUACCGAAUAUUGGGCCCUGUUACCAACAAAAUUGGGCUGGCACUAACGAUUCUCUUACGUUUGCUGUCAUAGUGAUCACGGCAAGUUGGGGCUUUGCCCUUGUUGUUACCGUACUGUGUUACCAUCAGAUAGUUACCAUUGUCCUUUUUCAAAAUAAAAAGACGGUCCCAGCAAUACGAAAUAUAACGCCUACGAGAGACGGUCCCGACAAUGAAAAUGAAAAAGGGCAUCAACUGGAUACCAAGAGUAAUGUUCUGCUUCAUUCACGAGCCUCGACUUCAAAUUCAGAACCUAUUCAUUCAAAGGUGUUAGUUGAUCAAACCGAGGAUCGCAGGAAGCCUCUUUUUAACGUUGAAGGACAGGUUGCUAUGCCCACAUCAGAAGUUAGUCCUACCUCAAAUGACACGUCAUCUUUAGGUGUAAGAAGAACCAAGAAAAAACAAAAGAUUUCAAGAAGGCAAAAAUACUGGCGACCAGCCAAAACAUUGCUAUUGAUUAUUUGCAUUUACUUCCUUACAUGGUCUCCCUUCUGCUUGCUUCUUUUAAUCGAGAUUGCCUGCAAGAAAAAACUUUAUCCAUUAUUUAGCCUGGUUUUUCUGUGGAUAGGAUACUCCAGCAGUUUGCUAAACCCGUUACUCUAUUUUCUAAGAUACAAGAAGUUUCAAAGAGUUGUUAUUAAGCACGCUAGAAGAUUCAAGGAGCAGUUGACUGGCUUAUUUGGGUGUUUAGAAGAUUCUUCUGUCUAGCAGUUGCAUUCCAUGAAUAAUCCAGCCAGAUCGUGACGUUACAGAAAGGUGUUAGAAAGGCAGAAUUUGAUUCUAAAAAGGCAGAGUUUGAUUGCAGCAGUUAUAUUUAAUUUGUUUUGACUGGUCUACCUUCUUUCUUUUUUACUCUGGUCAUUAGUUUUUAAUUUGAUGCGUGGAAAUGUUGAAAGUUCAUCGCUGGGUGACUGUCUCGACGACUAUUGAUGAGGCCAGUCCAUAAUUUUCAAGAACCAAAGAACGUAAAAGAAAUUCAAUUAAGGCGUUAAAAUUCGAUCCAGCCUUAUUUCGAUAUUAUACCGUUAGGCAUAAAAUUAUGCAAAUAACACCUUUAAAUUUGUUUUCAUACGAAAAAACCACGCAUACCAAAUGAUUCAUACUAUGUCCGUAUUUUCACCCCUGCUCCAAAGGCCACCAUCUGAUUAGUAUUGUCUACGCAGGGCCCGCGCUUCAGGGUGCCAGGGGAGGCCAUGGCCCCCCAUUUUUCUUGCUAACUAUAAGUAUUAAAUCCCUUUUUUAAGUAUUAAAUAGGUAGCCCCCUUUUUGCCCCCCCUACUUUAGAAUCGGUGGCGUGGGCCUUGCUACGUAUCAAUGUCGGCUGCAACCAAGAAGAAUUAGUUUAAGUGCAGAUAAUGAAUAAAUAAAAUAGAUUUUCAUAAACCAGGAUUCCUUGUACCACUUUUUCUCACAUUUAUAAUAACGGAUUUUGAAGUUGCUGUGGGUAACAUUUCCUAACGAAGAUUUUACCUCUAGUCUUUUGUAUUAUCGCCAAUUUGAACUAUUUACUGGUGAUGGAUUUUCGUCCCAACUUGAUAAAAUUUUUACUUUAAUUCUGUAAAGUUAAUAAAUGUACCUUAAUUCUCCUUUUGCAUUCUUCUUUUGUUUUGUGCAUUUUUGUAUCAAUCUAGUAUCUUUUUAUGAUAGUCUAGCUGUACUUUUUUGUAACUUAGCUACUCAAGUUUCCCUCGAUUGAUUUUCUACUAACUUUGUUAUAUUUUGUUUUAAGGGAUUAACCGUUACUCCCCUAUUUCUUACUUUAACAGAACAACGCUCGUUUUGUACAUAUAAGUAAUGCCUACUUUCUUUUCUUAGCCAUUUUCUCAAGCUCAAGCCACUAUCGUUAGUUUUAUUCCCACCUUCAUUUGCCGCAUUUAUUCGAAUAUUAAGCCUCGGCUUAUGAUUAUUAUCCUGCACGAUUUGCUGCUGUUUAUAAUCAAGGGCGGCUUAUAAACGAGGGCGGCUUAUAAACGAGGGCGGCUUAUAAACGAGGGCGCCUUACAUUGUUUUACCCAAGUCUUGCCAAGCUUUCCUGCUACCUAGGAAAUGAGGGGGAUAAUGUAGAAGGUGAGGAAGAAAUACACCUGGACGAUAUUUGUGAUCUGUCAUCUUGACGAUUUGAACAAUUUAUUUUGUUCAUGUGCAAAAUCAGAUUUUUAUCAAUUUUUGAUCUGUGAUCUUAAGUCAAGUAUCUCUGCAUGGUUUAGUUGGUGCAGCUUAAAAUCAAGGGCGGUACAAGGACCCCGUUUUUUAAGAGCCUGAUUUACUGCGGCUUAUAAACGAGGGAGGCUUCAAAACAUUGAUGGCUUUAUGAUCGAAUAAAUACUGCAUAUGAGCAACUUGCCAUUUAAGUCCAGUAGGCAUUGUUACUUAUUUCUUUGAAAAAUUCGAGGUAUACAAAAAGAAAUGUUUUCAAAACAAGUUGAUAUUUUAUGAAUUUCAAAGGGAGGAAUAGAAUUAAGUCAUUGAAGGCUCUUGUGCAACCUAAUGCUUUGCGACUUUAUAUCCAAAACGGGCCUAAAAUUGUUCUGUAUGAAAAUACCAAGGAUUUCUGUAUGCCAAUAUACCAAAUAUUUCUGUCUAUUUCUUCUCACAUUAGAAAACCCCUAAAGCAAAAUAUUCUGGUUGCGCAAGAGCUACUUUGUACAGGAUAGUAAAGAAACAUAUGUAGAAAUUAAUUUAUUGAAAGAUCAGAAAAGAACUGUUGUAUAUCCUUGAUAAUGAAUGUAUUAAUUACCAACUUUGUGUUUAUAGAUGAUGCAAUCAUAAAAGCAAUUAGAAAGGUGACACUUCAGGAGACUUGUUUCAAUAAUGAGAGUUCUCAAUCUUCCUCCGGCCAUGCGUAUCUUACUAUAAAACCUUCCUUAUUUUUAAUAUAGAUUAAAUGGGCAUAGUAUGGAAUUACGGGGUACUCAACUAGUUUUAGCCACUUUUCUUGCAGCUCUGUUUAUCCACAACAUUUUUAAAAAUUGUAGUUCGUUUUCAAUUAUAGAUACUUUUGGAACAGAUAAAAGUAACAUCCCUAUGCCAGUUGAUAACAAAUGUAUGUCAUAAUUUGAAUAUAAAAUUAUAAAAAGUUUGCGCCUAAACUUUACAGCGUGAAGCAGUUCUGUAACUAAUUUAAUAUCAACAAACACGAAGUUUAUAAAUGUUAAUUAUUUUUUUCAUUUUUGCCUGACUACAUUUUGAAAGCCCAAAGGCAAUAGGAUUUUUAAUUUUUCUAAAGUCUCCAAAUUUUCGGUCAAAAUCCUCAACUUCCUUUUGUUUGUGCAACC
This is a messenger RNA of Rhopilema esculentum, 5779 nucleotides long. Its product is annotated as 5-hydroxytryptamine receptor 1F-like. Gene Ontology annotation, molecular function: G protein-coupled receptor activity. The record is from RefSeq and is a predicted model, not a curated record. NCBI's taxonomy places the organism in Eukaryota, Metazoa, Cnidaria, Scyphozoa, Rhizostomeae, Rhizostomatidae. Gene Ontology annotation, cellular component: membrane. Gene Ontology annotation, biological process: G protein-coupled receptor signaling pathway.